GCAAAAACAGGAAGUAGGACCAAAACAAAGGAGCGGCAGCCCCGAGCGGACCUGCUUUCCGCCUCCCUCCAGCGCGCGUCUCCCUGGCCGCCCACCCCGAGGAGCCGUCCGACCAUGUCCAAUAUGGAGAAACACCUGUUCAACCUGAAGUUCGCGGCCAAAGAACUGAGCAGAAGUGCCAAAAAAUGCGACAAAGAGGAAAAGGCCGAAAAGGCCAAAAUUAAAAAGGCCAUUCAGAAGGGCAACAUGGAAGUCGCGAAGAUCCACGCCGAAAAUGCCAUUCGGCAGAAGAACCAGGCAGUGAAUUUCUUGAGGAUGAGUGCGCGGGUCGAUGCGGUGGCUGCCAGAGUCCAGACGGCGGUGACGAUGGGCAAGGUGACCAAGUCGAUGGCCGGGGUGGUGAAGUCGAUGGAUGCGACGUUGAAGACGAUGAAUCUAGAGAAGAUCUCCGCCCUGAUGGACAAAUUCGAGCACCAGUUUGAGACGCUGGACGUCCAGACGCAGCAGAUGGAAGACACGAUGAGCAGCACGACGACGCUGACCACUCCCCAGAGCCAAGUGGAUAUGCUGCUCCAGGAAAUGGCCGAUGAGGCCGGCCUGGACCUCAACAUGGAGCUGCCGCAGGGGCAGACCGACUCCGUGGGCACGAGCGUGGCGUCGGCGGAGCAGGAUGAGCUGUCCCAGAGACUGGCCCGCCUGCGAGACCAAGUGUAACGACCGAGCGCU
Messenger RNA from Eptesicus fuscus (big brown bat), 726 nucleotides. It is a transcript of the gene CHMP1B, whose product is annotated as charged multivesicular body protein 1B. Lineage: Eukaryota; Metazoa; Chordata; Mammalia; Chiroptera; Vespertilionidae. Gene Ontology annotation, cellular component: multivesicular body; ESCRT III complex. The coding region runs from base 115 to 714 and encodes 199 amino acids. Gene Ontology annotation, biological process: protein transport; endosome transport via multivesicular body sorting pathway; late endosome to vacuole transport. The transcript has a single exon. The record is from RefSeq and is a predicted model, not a curated record.